Phalacrocorax carbo (great cormorant) is the source of this 2841-nucleotide messenger RNA. The record is from RefSeq and is a predicted model, not a curated record. NCBI's taxonomy places the organism in Eukaryota, Metazoa, Chordata, Aves, Suliformes, Phalacrocoracidae.
AAGCACUGCCCUGACCCAGUCUUGUUUUGAUUAUUAGGUCCAAUGGACUGGGGUGCCAGCCCAGCACUAUUGAGAGCAGAGUUGGAAGCCAACAAACAGGAGUUAUGUGCUGAUGCUAGCACUGACAAACGACUCAGGCAAAAGAGAUCAUGACUUCUGUCAAAGAGCAGGAAGCCAUCAGGAAGCUCAUGGUUUUCUUGCAGGAAUGGGAUAGCGCCCACAAAGUUGCUCGAAGCUGCAUCCUGGACAACUUCAUUAAAAGCAAUGAUGGCAAGACAGAACCAGAGCUGGAGCUGGAGUUUUCCCAGGGAGCCAGCUUGUUUCUGGCUCGCCUAACAGCAUGGCUCAGGAUGACCUACAUGUACAGCACAUGCCUCAACAAGCUGCUCAAGUCCAUUGGCAUCUUCUUAUCUGCUGCAAGUGGACACAGAUACAUCAUUGAAUUUCUGGAGAUUGGAGGUGUCUCGACUCUCCUGGAAAUACUAGGGCUGAACCACCUGAAAGAAGAGGACAAAAGGGAGUCUCUAAAGCUGCUGCAGCUCAUCGCAGAUGCUGGCAGGAAGUAUAAGGAGCUCAUUUGUGAAAGCUAUGGGGUGCAAUCCCUCGCCGAGUUCUUGGCCACUUCCAACUCAACAGAGGCUCAAGAAGACACGCAGGCUCUGAUGGACUCUUUGGGCCGUGGCAAUCCCAAGUACCAGAACCAAGUCUACAAAGGCCUCGUUGCCGUGCUGCCGUGCACCUCCCCCCGAGUGCAGCAGCUGGCUCUGCAGACGCUCCGCGUCAUGCAGGACGCGGUGGGAGAGGCCCCCUCCGUCCUGGUGGAGCCCGUGCUGGGCAUGCUGGGCUCGGCGCACCUGGAGGUCCAGUACGAAGCCAGCCAGCUGCUGAGGGCCCUCACGGCCCGCGAGCUCCGGCCAGCCGUGCUGCAGGGCCUGGUUGCGUUACUGACGCCGCCCAGGAAGACAGUGCUUGCCUUCUGCGAAGAGACGGCCAAAGACCCAACUGCACUUUGCCUGAGGGAGCCCAUGCUGGUGUAUGUUCAGCAGGCAGCUGCCGCAAAAGUCAUUGGCGUAUUAGCCAAGGAGUCAGCAGAAGUGGCUGAAGAGCUGAUCCAGCUGAAAGUGGUACAUGGCCUGAUGAUUGCUGUGGGGAACCUGGAUCAUGCGGCCAGCCAGAGACAUGCCAGCAGCUCCCUGGCGUAUUUUGUCCACACGUUUCCCUUUGUGGAGGAGUGCGUAAAGAAGGCACUAGGACACACACUGUUCCAGCACUUUAUGGACAGUCCUGAGACCUGGUACACAGAAAUUGAUCCAGUCCAGGCUGAAGAACUGGCCUCCAAUACCAUAGACAUCCCCAGAUACAGGGUGAGCAGGAAUGACUGUCCACCAGAAGAAAAGAACACAACUUCAAUCCAGAACCAAAUCUGUGAAUCUCAAGAUUCACAGUGUUCCUGAAUGCUUAUGACAAGAAUUACCACACAUCCUUUCAGAGACUGGAACACUUUCCAUGAAGGAACCAAGCAGCUUUUUGUGAACUAAAUGAAGGAAAGCUACCCAGCCUGCAAUGUGCAAGUGUCAUCUUGUUAACAUAUGACAAAAGUCAGUCUUCUUUUUACUUGUCACCUCACCAGAGAGGUGUAGAGGCAUGUAAAGCAGAGACCAGGAGGCACAAACUGCUCUGUCACAGGGGUUCCAGGUACCAGCAAGACCCCAGGGAAACCUGGGGCUCAGUCCCUGCAAGUCUACCGGACCCUGUGGGUACCCAAGGUCAACCACCAGGCACUCAAAGCACACACUCCCAUCUGCUUCAAGACGUUUUUGUUCUCCGGGUCCUCCGGAUUUUGUCCAGAGUAUCCAAGGUGCCACACCUUAUCAGUUCCUAUCAAGAACACCAAGAGUCUUAUUUCAUCUGUAGCGCCAUGCCAGGAUGCAUUCUUAGCACACCACUUACAGAUGGGACCUGAAGUGCUACAAAAAGGCAUAGAGGUAGCCGUUCAGGAGAAUGUAAACUCCACACUGCCCUGUUUUCUGUAGGAAGUCUAGCAUGAGAAAUUCCUCUGAGGAAAGGAGACAGCCACAUUUUAAUGUCUCACACAGAACACCCAGGUUAGUUUCAUAAAAUAGUUUUAAGAUAAUUCGCUCCCAACCAACCAACCUCCAAACUGCCUUUACAGGCAAUGACAAGAAAACUUUUUGUCAGAAUAAAAGCAGCCAAAACACCUUCUGCAACAAGAGUAGAAUCCCCAGGUCAGAAAGGCCAUUACCUGUCAGCGUAUCUCAGGGUGUUUAAGGUGUACUCGCAUGAACUCAUGCCUGGAGAAAUCAUUGCUAUCUGCAAACAGAACAAAAUACCUCAGUGACUCCUAUAUCUGACUUUUGCUCAUGUUGAUGGUCCUGCAGAUCUCAUGAGGCAGCUGGGAUAUGUUAGAGCAAAGGGUCAGCAGUGAGACAUGCCGUCAAGUCCAUUUUCUUUAUAACGUGUGGGACAUGCCAGUGGCCCUGUACCCAGCUCCCCACUGGCUUUGUGUACACCCACUGUGCUGCACCCUCCACAGGAAGCAAAGCCCUUUGAGAACACACCAGGCUCUACUGUGGAUAUACGGUAUGAAAGCAACUUCUGCAGCCCUGCUGCUGCUGGGGCUGGGCAAAGCUCACCAGUUUUUGAUCUCAGUCACCAUGGGUGAGUGGAGGAAGAAAACUGUAUGACUUCUUUUUAAACAGAGAACAGAAGCUUUCUGACUUCAAAGUCCCCUCACUCUAGAAGAGGAGCAUGCAGCUUUUGGUCAGAUUGCAGAACCCAUGAGCAGUGUGUACAUUUGUGCCACAUGCAUACUCACCAUAC